Dipodomys ordii (Ord's kangaroo rat) is the source of this 1866-nucleotide messenger RNA. It is a transcript of the gene Kctd20, whose product is annotated as potassium channel tetramerization domain containing 20. The coding region runs from base 1 to 1155 and encodes 384 amino acids. The transcript is spliced from 7 exons. Lineage: Eukaryota; Metazoa; Chordata; Mammalia; Rodentia; Heteromyidae. The record is from RefSeq and is a predicted model, not a curated record. Gene Ontology annotation, cellular component: cytoplasm. Gene Ontology annotation, molecular function: protein binding. Gene Ontology annotation, biological process: positive regulation of phosphorylation.
AUGAAAGCGAAGAGGUUGCAGGAGUCCCUCGUUUGGAUCGGAUGUGCUGAGUCACGGGGCUUGCUUGUGUGUUCUCUAGGCCUCGCCCCUGACUUCGCCCCGCAGCCUGCAAGCCUCCCAUUGGCCCACGUGAUGCCUGAGGACAUCAAAGGCUCCUGCUUCCCGAGUGGCAGCAAGCGGAGCCAUGAACCCUUUGCUGCCGUGGAAAGGCUGGGAACCAGCACCUCCCACGCCCAGGCACCAGAGAAGGUGACCCUGCUGGUGGACGGCACCCGUUUUGUGGUGAACCCGCAGAUUUUCACUGCUCACCCAGACACCAUGCUGGGAAGGAUGUUUGGACCAGGAAGAGAGUACAACUUCACACGGCCCAAUGAGAAGGGGGAGUACGAGAUUGCAGAAGGCAUCAGCGCCACUGUAUUCCGCACGGUGCUGGAUUAUUACAAAACUGGCAUCAUCAGCUGUCCGGAUGGCAUCUCUAUCCCAGACCUCAGAGACACCUGUGACUAUCUGUGCAUUAAUUUUGACUUCAACACCAUCCGAUGUCAGGAUCUGAGUGCUUUGCUACACGAGCUGUCCAACGAUGGCGCCCACAAGCAGUUCGACCACUACCUCGAGGAGCUCAUUGUGCCCAUCAUGGUGGGCUGCGCCAAGAAAGGGGAGCGGGAGUGCCACAUCGUGGUGCUCACUGAUGAGGACUCCGUGGACUGGGAUGAAGACCACCCGCCGCCCAUGGGAGAAGAGUAUUCUCAAAUUCUUUAUAGCUCCAAGCUCUACAGGUUCUUCAAGUAUAUUGAGAAUCGGGAUGUUGCUAAAACAGUAUUAAAGGAACGAGGCCUGAAAAACAUUCGCAUUGGGAUUGAAGGUUACCCUACCUGUAAAGAGAAAAUUAAGAGACGCCCUGGGGGCCGAUCUGAGGUCAUCUACAAUUACGUGCAGCGCCCCUUCAUCCAGAUGUCGUGGGAAAAGGAAGAAGGGAAGAGUCGCCAUGUGGAUUUCCAGUGUGUUCGAAGCAAAUCCCUCACUAACUUGGCAGCUGCUGGAGAGGGCGUCUUAGAGGACCAGGAGAGACUGAUGCACCACCCACCCCAGGUGGACGAACUUGACCGGCUCAAUGCUCCACUUGCUCAGAUGGCUUCUAACGACUCUCAGGAUUAGGACCGAGCUCUUGGCUGAGAUACCCAGCCAGGACUCCCCAUCCUCCCUCUGGUCCUCUCGCCCCGAGUCCCUCCCCAGUGGCCAACAUGUCUCCUGUUCAGUAAGUCUGUGCCUCCAGCAGGGGAUGGAGCAGCUUGCUAGUAGCUAGGCUACCAGCGUCACAGCAGCCCUGGUAACUUGAAAUUUGGGGUCUGGUGCUGUUCACUGAGUGUCUGGAACUCACAACCAGGAAAGGAAGCCAAGUCUCCCAUUGCCUCACAUUUAGCAAAGCUGUCCUUGUCCUUUGUGUCCUGUAUGUUUUGUUUAGUAUCAGGCAAAUUGCUUAGUAGCAAAGGGACCAAACUUAAAGGGAGACAAGGCUGUCUUCUAAAGGCGGGCACUCGUGGGAGCUGCUCGCUGCAGGUGGAGGAAAGGCUGUUCUUGGUGCCUCUGUCCCUGGAGUGCAGCCGGGAAGAACCCGGCACUUGUCAGAAUGUCUGCCACGCAUUCAACGUUCCCCAAGGAAAGACUAAGAGCUUAAGUUCAGUCUCGUGUCUCAUUGAUGCAGUGAACAAUCCAAAACCACACAGGACAGGCUCUUUGGCAGGCAGAAUGACGUAACAUUGCUGAUGAAACUGUUUCAGCUUCAAAACUUAUGAACCUCAAAUUGAUGUUUCAUUGGAAUGAAACUUAAAACUCAUGUGGAAGAGCCUCUCCUGCUCUGGCCAGGUG